Messenger RNA from Gloeophyllum trabeum ATCC 11539, 2012 nucleotides. RefSeq lists its product as uncharacterized. Lineage: Eukaryota; Fungi; Basidiomycota; Agaricomycetes; Gloeophyllales; Gloeophyllaceae. The record is from RefSeq and is a predicted model, not a curated record. The transcript is spliced from 6 exons. The coding region runs from base 70 to 1923 and encodes 617 amino acids.
CGGGCAGGUAGGUACUUAAGGCCCCGUUAAUCUUAUGACCAUGCCAUUCGCUCUCUCCUGGCGCCUCCCAUGAUGGCCACCGCUGUUCUCAACAUCAAAGCCCACGACCACCCCAUCGAGUCGGUGACUCUAUUCAAGUCUACAGGACAACCUACCUCCCUCAAUACCGCUUCUCAGAAAGCCGAAGUCACCCGCACAUUCGCAGUAGACAUUCAGGCCGGCCAGACCGAGAUUGUUAUAACUGGAUUGUCAGGUCACAUCGAUACCCGCUCAGUUCGGGUGUCCGGUCUGGGCGAGGAUGCCAGUUUAUUUGAUGUUGUCUGUACUGUAUCGAAAGACAGCAAACCUGAUGAGUCUGACGGACCUGAGCGAGUCCGGGUCUUGAAGGCCCAGAAGUCCAUCCUUGAAGGAGAAAAGAGCGUCAGGGAACGUGAAGCAGAGCUACUGAUGAACUAUGGAAAGACGCUACAGGGGGAUCACAUAACUCCCGCCCAGAUGACAGCUUUCCUCGACAACUUCGUCGAGCGGGGACGUAAGAAUUUAGAGGCCACGGUGGUGCUGGAGCAGCGCAUCAUUGACAUGGGCCGUGAGAUCGAGGAAGAGACCAAGAAGGCCCCUUCGAGAGUGGGGACCGCGAACGGCCAAGUGACCGUUGUGCUUUCUUCUGAGGCAGGUGGCCACAUCGAGCUAACGUUGACAUACGUUGUCAGUCAUGCGACUUGGGAGCCCACGUAUGAUUUGUUGGCCUCGACGGUCAACGGAGCUCCUGCCUCAACCGUCGGUCUCCAUUACAGAGCGCGAAUCUGGCAAAGUACGGGCGAGGAUUGGAGAAAUACCCAGCUCAUCCUGAGCACAGCGACCUCCGAUUCCGUGUCUCAGGGUGUACCCAACCUUGCUGCACUACACGUCAAGGCUGUUCUAUUCCAAGGCAACGAUCUAUUCGGACGUCAAGCUGCCAAUGUACCCUCGUUAUUCGGAGGAAAUGCUGGCCCUGGCCCGCAGCAGACGACAGGCACAAGCGCCUUUGGACAAUCUGCUCCCGCUUUGAUUCAGUCAGCCUUUGGCUUCGCGCAGCCACAACAAGGUCUGUUUGGCACAACCCGAAGUAUCCAGACCGCACCUGAACCAGACAAGGACGACGCGUCGGAGCCAGAGUUGAUUAACGUACCGGAACCUGGCCGGAUCUCGGAGCCGACGACGACCGUUAGCGUGAGCCCGUUUUCGAUGUCAUAUAAAGUGGAUCGCAAUGCCACUGUGCCCAGCGAUGGUAAAGCGCACCAGGUGCUGAUAGCUUCUUCGUCCUUUGAAGCGCAUGUCACGCGCAUCGCUGUUCCGCGCAAGAAGCCCGUAGCAUAUUUGAAGUGCCGCGUCAAGAACACGAGCGAUUAUCGUCUUCUCCCAGGACCUGUCAGAGUCUUCCUGGACGACGCGUAUAUUGCCACGGCAUCCAUAGGGGAUGUCAAUCCGUCCGAGAGCUUUGACUGCAUAUUGGGCGUCGAUACCUCCAUUCACCUGUCUUACAAGCGCAGUUCUUCUACAGCCAAUGAGGCUCGAAAUGCUUACAGCGAGCAAUUCAAGAUAACAACCUACACUGUGGAGACUUUCAUUAGAAACAAGCACAGCUUCGCGGUCCCAGAGCUUAUCGUGCGGGACGCUGUACCUCACACUCGAUCGGGCAUGGGCGAGAAAAUCAGGAUCCUACUGAAGGAGCCUGCCGCCCUGGCUGAGGCCAAGCCCGGCGUGUUUACCAAAUUGGACGACAAGGGAUCACAAAUCCGUUGGGUGACGAAGCAAGGCCAGGAAGAAACGGAAGGUACUUAUGAGUGGACAUGCAAGCUCCAGGCGAAUGGCGAGAUCAAAAUGGUCACGAAGUAUGAGGUUAAGGCUCCAGUGGACUUCGUGCUGAACGAGAGGGUCCUCUGAUUGUUGUACGUGAGGGGAAUAUCACGGAACUGUUUUAUCGUGUAUAAAUACCUCUCUGCUAUGAAAUCUAUCAGAUGUUUGUUUCCGCC